ACGCGGCCAUUGUUGUGAAAUUCACCCACCAUAGUCACUUUAUUUUUGAUUUCGCUUUUGAUUUGUUCGAACUUAACUGAAAUGAGUGCCGAUGAAGGAGAGCAUCUGGAGGAGACGAGUGGCAAGAAAAAUGAUUUGGAAACUGUGACGUCUGGUAAACGAAAAUUACCUGAUGAGGAGGAAGCAAAUGUGGAAACCAGUGAAUCAAACAAACGAAGAAAAUCUGAGGACAAUCAUGCAACAACAAGCAACAAUAAUGUUGUUGUGAAAGAGGAACCAACGGAGCAGGAACCAGGGAAUGUGGAAACAGCGGCAGUUGAACCAGUGGUUGUAGAGCCUUCCAGUGAAGCAGAGCCGAGCAGCAGUAGCAACAUUCCAAUAGCCAUAAAAACCGAACCACUCACCAAUGCUGACAAUGACGUCAGUGCGGCUAUAUCAAGUUCCGGUACAAGCACAAGCGGUGCAGCUGUAAGAACGGAGCCAACCAUUGUUGUAAAAACGGAACCCACCAACAGCAAUCAGUCUCCGGCUCCGCCUGCUGAUUGCUCGGUCUCCUCGAGCACCUUGCGACCGUCUUGCCAUUUUGGCAUACGCUGCUACAGACAAAAUCCGGCACAUCGUAAUUCGGAGGCACACCCAGGUGACUCAGAUUAUCGGCGGCCCAGUUAUCCAAUGCCUCCAUUGGGCACGCCAAGCUGUCCAUUUGGGAACUCGUGCUAUCGCCGCAAUCCGAUGCAUUUCCAGCAGUAUUCCCAUCCGCCCGAUUUUAAUUCCGCCCAGAAUAUCAGCAAUCGUUUACGGGAACGACGCGCCCAAGCACAAAGUUCAUAUGUUGACGCUGAUCUCACAUCUGACGACGAGGAGGAGGAUCCAUUUCACGAAGAGGGUGGCUCUGAUUUGGAUUAUAAGCCGGGCGCAAAGGAAGCUGAUGACGAUGACGACGAGGAGGAGGACGAGUUGGAAUUUAAUAGCGAACGUCAGAAUUGUGAUGAAUAUGAUUAGCAUUAAUGGUUUAAAUCGAAAAACAAAUUUUAUAAAGGAAUGUUGUUUAAAUAUA
This is a messenger RNA of Drosophila grimshawi, 1057 nucleotides long. RefSeq names its product aprataxin and PNK-like factor. The transcript is spliced from 3 exons. Gene Ontology annotation, molecular function: DNA-(apurinic or apyrimidinic site) endonuclease activity; 3'-5' exonuclease activity. Lineage: Eukaryota; Metazoa; Arthropoda; Insecta; Diptera; Drosophilidae. Bases 82 to 1002 code for a protein of 306 amino acids. Gene Ontology annotation, cellular component: site of double-strand break; nucleus. The record is from RefSeq and is a predicted model, not a curated record. Gene Ontology annotation, biological process: double-strand break repair.